Messenger RNA from Rhea pennata, 1318 nucleotides. RefSeq names its product progastricsin (gene PGC). Gene Ontology annotation, biological process: proteolysis. NCBI's taxonomy places the organism in Eukaryota, Metazoa, Chordata, Aves, Rheiformes, Rheidae. The record is from RefSeq and is a predicted model, not a curated record. The transcript has 9 exons. Gene Ontology annotation, molecular function: aspartic-type endopeptidase activity.
AUGAAGUGGCUUAUCCCGGCCCUAGUAUGCCUCCAGCUCUCAGAGGGGGUUGUAAGAAUCAAACUGAAGAAAAUUGAGUCUAUAUGGGAGGAAAUGAGGAAGGCAGGAGUGCUGGAGGACUACUUAAAAAAAAUUAAAUACGAUCCAGUCAGGAAAUAUCGCUUCAAUGAGAACUCUGUUGUGUAUGAGCCAAUGGCUAGCCAUCUGGAUUCCUCCUACUUUGGGGAGAUCAGCAUUGGGACCCCUCCACAGAACUUCCUGGUGCUCUUUGACACUGGCUCCUCCAACCUGUGGGUGCCGUCCAUAUACUGCCAGACAGUGGCCUGCACAAAUCAUGCAAGGUUCAAUCCCAGCCAGUCCUCUACCUUCACCAACAACAGUCAGACCUACACCCUCUCUUACGGCAGCGGUGCACUCACAGUUCUGCUGGGUUACGACACGCUAACAAUCCAGAGCAUCAGGGUCACAAACCAGGAGUUUGGGCUCAGUGAGGAUGAACCAGCGCAGCCUUUCUACUAUGCCAAUUUUGAUGGGAUCCUGGGAAUGGCCUACCCUUCGCUGGCAGUGGGAGGAACGCCCACUGCUCUGUAGGGCAUGCUGCUACAGAACCAGCUGACUCAGCCUAUCUUCAGCUUCUACUUCUCUCGCCAGCCCACCUAUGAUUAUGGAGGAGAGCUCAUUCUUGGAGGAGUUGACACUCAGCUGUUCUCUGGCGAGAUUGUAUGGGCACCAGUGACCCAGGAGGUUUACUGGCAGAUUGCAAUUGAUGAAUUUGCUAUUGGAGAGUCAGCGACGGGCUGGUGCAGCCAGGGCUGCCAGGCCAUCGUGGAUACUGGGACAUUCUUGCUCACAGUGCCCCAGCAGUAUAUGGUCAGCUUCCUUCAGGCUGUGGGUGCCCAGCAGACCAGUUAUGGUGUAAGUUAUGCAGUUAACUGCAAUGAGGUCCAGUACCUGCCCACCGUCACUUUCAUCAUCAACGGAGCUCAGUUCCCACUGUGCCCCUCUGCCUACAUCAUCAAUGACAACGGCUACUGCACUGUUGGGAUCGAGGCCACCUACUUGCCGUCCCAGAAUGGGCAGCCGCUCUGGAUCCUGGGUGAUGUCUUUCUCAAGCAGUAUUAUUCCAUCUUUGACAUGGCUAACAACCGUGUUGGCUUUGCCCUGUCAGCGUAAAGGAAUGGAGCGCCAUCUGAACAGAAGAUAGUUGCUCUCCUGGCCACGUACACCUUAGUGAGCAUUCGUAGAGUCCUAUGGAGUUUCUAUGGACAAAUCUUCUCAUUCUUUAUGUGCCUGUAUAGUCUUUCUGUCUCUCUGGGGU